Messenger RNA from Didymodactylos carnosus, 1173 nucleotides. The record is from the annotation of a GenBank genome assembly. NCBI's taxonomy places the organism in Eukaryota, Metazoa, Rotifera, Eurotatoria, Philodinida, Philodinidae.
AUGGCUGUUGUUGAUGAACGUUCUCGUACGAAUAGAUUAUUUCGAACGUGGCCAUUCUUUAGUCAAAGAAGAAGAAAAACGGUUGAUCGUUAUGGACAACAGUCUUAUACAGAUUCUGAUAUUAAUUUAAGAAGAAAUGAUACAUCAAAUUUAAAUACUAUUUUUAUUACUAAUUCAUCUAAAAGUUUAGAGAUAGAUAAUUAUACAAACAUGGAUAUUAGAACGACAAAUUUUCUUGCACCUGUUUUUAACAUUCAACGUUUAGUAAUGGCUGAAGAUAAUGAUGAAAUUGGUAUUUGUCCAAUUUGUUGUGAUCCCAUUUAUUCAUUAAGCCAAAAACACAUGUCAUGCUGUAACACAAAUCUAUGUUCAAUGUGUUUUAUAACACAUAUAUCAACGGGUAUUAAACAAGGUAAAGGAAAAAUAGAAUGUCCAUCAUGUACCGAAGAAAUAAAUAAAAAUGAAAUAUUAUAUUAUGAUGAAUUACCUAUUCAACUUCGAGAACGUUAUCAACAAAAUUUGGCUCAAGCAUUAUCAGAACAAUAUCCAAAUACAUAUAAAUUAUGUCCAAAUUGUAAUUGGAUAACAAUUAUUGAUGAUAAACAACAAUUUAAAGUUACAACAAAUUUAUUUUCAUCAAUGAUAGAUCGUCCAGCAAAAAUAAUUGAAUGUGAACAUUGUCAACAAUCAUGGUGUUGGAGAUGUUAUGCACCAAUGCAUGAUGGACAAUCGUGUAAAGAAUUUAAAAAAGAUCGUACACGUAUAGAUACAUGGGCAAAAGGAAAACGUUUAACGGAUAAUCAACGUAAUGCACAAAAAUGUCCAAAAUGUGCAAUUUAUAUUGAAAAAAUCGAUGGUUGUAAUCAUAUGCAAUGUGGAAAAUGUAAUGCAAAAUUUUGUUAUGAAUGUGGCAAACGAAUGAGAUUACCAGCAUACAUUGGUCACGAUGCUAAAUACUCAAUAUUUGGUUGUAGAUAUAAACUCUUUCCACAUAAUCGAUUUUUACGGUAUUUUAUACGCGGGUCAAUAUUUACCGGACUUGUAUUAGUGACACCAAUUGUAUUAGGUAUCAUUGUUGCUUUAAUUGGUAUUGGUAUACCGAUUAUUAUAAUUGUAGGCUGUUUAGGACUACCAGUAUUUCUCUGUAUUGAAUGUAAAAAGUCAUCCUCAUAA